GCCCCGCGCGGGGAAGGACCGGAACUCCGGGCGGGCGGCUUGUUGUUAACAUGGCGGCGGGAGCUACCGGCACGUCUCCAAGAGACGGCGGGGCCCACACCCGGAAGACGGGUCUCUUUUCGGCCUAGCGCGGCGGCCGCUGUGGACCCGGAAGUCCGGGCCGGUUGCUGAAUGAGGGGAGCCGGGCCCUCUCCGCGCCAGUCCCCCCGCGCCCUCCGCCCCGACCCGGGCCCCGCCAUGUCCUUCUUCCGGCGGAAAGUGAAAGGCAAAGAACAAGAGAAGACCUCAGAUGUCAAGUCAGGUAAAGCUUCAAUAUCCGUACAUUCCCCACAAAAAAGCACUAAAAAUCAUGCCUUGCUGGAGGCUGCAGGACCAAGUCACGUUGCAAUCAAUGCCAUUUCUGCCAACAUGGACUCCUUUUCAAGUAGUAGGACGGCAACACUUAAGAAGCAGCCCAGCCACAUGGAGGCCGCUCAUUUUGGUGACCUGGGCAGAUCUUGUCUGGACUACCAGACUCAAGAGACCAAAUCAAGUCUUUCAAAGACCCUUGAACAAGUCUUGCAUGACACUGUUGUCCUCCCUUAUUUCAUUCAAUUCAUGGAACUUCGGAGAAUGGAGCAUUUGGUUAAGUUUUGGUUAGAGGCUGAAAGUUUUCACUCUACAACUUGGUCCCGAAUAAGAGCACACAGUCUGAACACGGUGAAGCAGAGCUCACUGGCUGAACCUGUCUCUCCUUCUAAAAAGCACGAAACUACAGCAGCUUUUGUAACCGACUCUCUUGACAAGAGAGUGGAGGAUUCUAGCUCAGCCCAGUUGGAAGGAAUUGACCUGAAUAAUAGAACUAGCAACACUCAGAAUCACUUGCUGCUUUCCCAGGAAUGUGACAGUGCCCAUUCUCUCCACCUGGAAAUGGCCAGAACAGGAGCUCAUCGAGGUUCCGUGGAAACCCAGGAAUCCUCCAGACUUAUAGUAGCCAGUAGAAAUAGUCCCUCUUCUCCACUAAAGGAAUUAUCAGGAAAAUUAAUGAAAAGUAUAGAACAAGAUGCAGUAAAUACUUUUACCAAAUAUAUAUCUCCAGAUGCUGCUAAACCAAUACCAAUUACAGAAGCAAUGAGAAAUGACAUCGUAGCAAAGAUUUGUGGAGAAGAUGGGCAGGUGGAUCCCAACUGUUUUGUCUCAGCACAGUCCAUAGUCUUCAGUGCAAUGGAGCACGAGCACUUUAGUGAGUUUCUGCGAAGUCACCAUUUCUGUAAAUACCAGAUUGAAGUGCUGACCAGUGGAACUGUUUACCUGGCUGACAUUCUCUUCUGUGAGUCAGCCCUCUUUUAUUUCUCUGAGUACAUGGAGAAAGAGGACGCAGUGAAUAUCCUACAGUUCUGGUUGGCAGCAGACAACUUCCAGUCUCAGCUUGCUGCCAAAAAGGGCCAGUAUGAUGGGCAGGAGGCACAGAACGACGCCAUGAUUUUAUAUGACAAGUACUUCUCCCUCCAGGCCACACAUCCUCUUGGAUUCGAUGAUGUUGUACGACUGGAAAUUGAAUCCAACAUCUGCAGGGAAGGUGGGCCACUCCCUAACUGUUUCACCACUCCGUUACGUCAGGCCUGGACAACCAUGGAGAAGGUAUUUUUGCCUGGCUUUUUGUCCAGCAACCUUUAUUAUAAAUAUUUGAAUGAUCUCAUCCAUUCGGUUCGUGGAGACGAGUUCCUGGGAGGAGGUGUCUUGCUGACGGCUCUGGGCUCUGCCGGCCCCACUGAGGACUCCCACCCCGGGUCGGCCGACAGCUCUGCUGUGCAGUCUAGUGUGAAAAAAGCCAGUGUUAAAAUUCUGAAAAAUUUUGAUGAAGCGAUAAUUGUGGAUGCUGCAAGUCUGGAUCCAGAAUCUUUGUAUCAACGGACGUAUGCAGGGAAGAUGACAUUUGGAAGAGUUAGUGACUUGGGGCAGUUCAUCCGAGAAUCUGAGCCUGAACCUGAUGUAAAGAAAUCGAAAGGAUCCAUGUUCUCUCAAGCUAUGAAGAAAUGGGUGCAAGGAAAUACUGAUGAGGCCCAGGAAGAGCUAGCUUGGAAGAUUGCUAAAAUGAUAGUCAGUGAUGUUAUGCAGCAGGCACAGUGUGAUCAGCCGUUAGAGAAGUCCACAAAGCUAUGACUCAAGACCUGAGAUAAAGGAAAUCUGCUUUUGGAAAAUAGGAGAACUUUUUUCCUUUGGUUGGAUUCUUCCCCACAGCCAGUGAAAACAGAGCACUGUAUUUCUUCUCACUGUUGUUCCCAAGAAAGAAUGGCAGACAAUCCUAGACUUCCACCGUCGGCAGAGUGUCGCGUAGACACAUCUGCACAUGUUGAUCACACAGUGAAGGUUGUAGAGACAGAGUGGUGUUGUUUACAUUACUAGAGAAUUACUAGUUUUCCAAUGGCAAUAACCCAUGUGUGGAAGAGUGUUACUCCACUGGGAUAGGCAGGGGCCACACGCCAUGGGAGACGCAGAGGCGUAGAGCCGGUAUUUGAUGCACCUCCCUUGGCGGUGACCCACCCCAACAGCAUCAGACAGCGGGUACCAGAGGGGCCUCGCUUGGUCUCCUGAACAGGCAGGUGAGUCGGCCCCUCAGGAGCCAGGCAGUGCGGCGCCAGCAGGUGGCUUUUCUUCCGGGGAGCGGGGUCUGCACAGAGGCGUCAGUUUGGGAGGAAGCUCACGGGCCGUGAGUCAAGUCUUGGUGACGUUGUCCUCCCCUUUGGUGACAGUGUAUGGUUUUCACGUUUUAAUUGCUCCUGAGACGCAGUACUCUUAAAACCAGCUCCCUCGCUGCCGGAAGGGCGAGCCUCUGCACUGCAAGUGGUAGGACUUGCUCCUCCGAGAUUCUGGGCUCCGGUGACGUCACCUCCCCUCAGAGUACUUGUGGAAAGGGAUGUGCAACAGCCAUCACUCCAGUUUUCCCCUGUGGUUCCUUGAACAAAAUGUUUAUUCCCAGAUUGUAGAGUUUUUAAAGAAGGUGGGCGGGCAGGUGUUGAGACAGAGAGGCACUCAGUUCUGACUCUCUCCUCUUCUUUGCUCUGCGCUGGGAGAUGUGCAGGUUGUGGCCUUUUUCUUCUGUCUGUGGGGUAACGAGAGGCCCCUCCCUGCACUUCCACUUGGUCAGCUUCAGGGUCUGGACCUCGCUGCCAUGGGCGGGGCCGCCCUGUCGGCCAGCACACUCCAUGCAGGCGGUGCCAGUGCUGCCUCACCACACGGACUGUUGGAGGGAAAGAACGUUCUCUUAGGUGUUACUGCUUUUGCUCAGACUUUGCAAAAAAUACAUAUAUACACAUAUGAAUAUAUAAUUAUCACCUCUGUCCUUGAGAAAGUCUUGAAUGAACAGAGAAUUUAUUCCACUGCAAUAUUUGGUUGUAUAGACAUGCACUGUUUCAUCAACAGAAGAAGCAGAAAGGCUGUGUAUGAGUUUUUGGUACUAUGUACCACCUCUGUUAUUCUUCUAAAGUGAAGUAUUCAUGUACUUAAACCAUAUUCUAUUUAAUUGUGUUUGAUUUUAAAAUAUAUAUAUAUGAAUUAUAUUUAAAAUUGUGUCAACUUUCUGCUUUCAGGGCAUUUAUGGCUCCUCUGUUGGGAUGUGUUGAUUCUUCCCAAUAUUUCCAUUUGCUUUACAAGAACCCAGAACAUGAGCCACUCCUGGACUCAGCCUUGUGUUUGGAGCGUAUGGCAUAGACCUGAGGUGUUAUUAGAUGCAUAUGCUGUGAUUGACUCACUUUGUUCUUUUAACAGAAUAUUUCCAUCCACUUCACUUUGCUUCAACCUUUAAAUAACAGAAAAGCAAUAUAAAGGUCAUAGAAUAAACUGUGGUUUUGGGUGACUCUUGCUGCCUCUGCAUGGUUUGAAAUAACAUUUUCCUUAAGACUCUAGGCUAUUUAAACUAGUGCUUUCAGUUAAGAUACUGUCCAGUCAUGUCUUUGUGUGCGUUGUGUGCUUCGGAGCUAGAGAUGUCGGUAGUUGUAAGGUUCUUAAAAGGAAAAGAAUAGCAAGUUUGAGACUGGGUUACUUUUUCUGCCCCGCCCACUGUAGGACACAGAAGCAAAGUGUGGCCUGAAACUGGUAGCCAGACGAGACAUAUGCUCUCACGGAGCUCCUUGCGCUUAUUUUCAGAUUAGGAUUGGAAUCAUCUGACCUCGAGUGCCAGGCUCUGUGUGGUGUGCCCACAAAAUAGGAUUCCCUGGCAGGGUUUUUCUAGGUGCAGUGAAUCAACUGAACAUCCAGGUUUAUCACGAUGUUGACAUCAGUGCAUAUUGUUAAAAAAAAAAAAAGUCAGUGAAAAGGGGGGUACCUUUUGUAACUGGGCGUGUCUUCAUCACUCAUGUAAGAUGUGAUGAAAAUUAAAAAAACAAGUACCAACCUAGCCCAGUGAAGGGCAGUAAAACAGGGAGCAACUUUUUGUAACCUUUUCUGCUUGGGUUUCAGCUUCAGUACAAGUUUGUAAAAUGCCGGUCAUUUACGUUUCUGAAGCUUUGGCUAGUUCAGUAAGCAUUUGGAGGGGAAGGUCGCUCUGAAUAGAAAAGUACAGACGUCUUUGUUUUAAGUACUGAUAGCUAAGCACUGCUGAAGCGGUGGGCGCCUCUCUCAUUACCCUGCUGUGGGGCCUUUUGUACACAAGGACCUCGUCCCUCCCCUCCCCCGCACACCAGUUGAUCAGACCAGGGUUGAUCUUCUCCCGAUCCAAACAGACCCAGGAACAUUCUUUAUCCAAAGAAUUUUGCAAAGGGCAGGAGACAUCCCAGUCCCUGUCUGGGGUGAUAGCACGUAUGGGGCACUUGCAAGUCAGGACCCCUGAGCUGGUGCCACGUGGACGAGCAGAGAUCUGUACAAGCAGAAAUGACAGACACGAGAGCAAGUGGGUGAGAGCAGCUGCCUUGUAGCCUGGAGGUGGUGAAGGUUUCUGGCUCUAGUCCUGCAUCCUUGCCGUGGACUCCAUCAAUUCCUCGGGUAUCCUUAGGAUGCACUUUGGCUUUUUAAAAGUCAGUCUCAAGGGAGUUUUUCCUUUGCACAACCAAAAGGACCUUGACUAUAGUACUACCAGAUUGAUGUAAUCACUAAUGAUCGCAUGUGCUCAGCAUGUUUGCAAAAUACUGGUGAAUUCUGGAGAAUUUUUCUUCAGUAAACCUUCCUUGGUCAUUUUGUAUAUUCUCUCAAAAUGGAAUCCUAAACUCACGGAACUAAAAGACACUCCCUCAUUUUUCCAGGGGGGAGUUACUCAGACCUGGGAAAAGGGCAGGUCUUUGGCCUUUUGUCGGAUGGUCACCUUCUGGACCAGGGCCUUUGCACGCUUCCCAACUUCCUUCUGAAGGAUAAACACCAUUCCCACUUUCAGCACCUACAAUAAUACCCAGAAAUAGAAGGGCAUUUCUGUUAAUGAGUGAUAAAAACUUCAAAUGAGGGAGGGCAAUGAUUAUCACAAACUUUGUAAGUGCUGACCAUUUCUACGUACUAGGCAAGGUGUCUGGCCUUUGGCUGGGGCCGGAAGUAGGAGUAAGUUCCAGCAGGACGUUCAAGGUUACAGCUUCAAAGACCCACCAGGACAGCUGCUGUGUGGGGCCCUCUGCAGAUGAGCCCUGGGACGCCACGGAGGCCUCUGCUUGGGCUCAAGAGUAGGAAGUGGGGUCCUACGCGGACUCGGGGGGUGGGUGGAAAGGGCCAGCAAAAGCCUGGAGGGCGUUCGUGACCACGGAGGAAAGCCCGUCUGCUGCCUGUCAGUCGGAGUUGGAGCUCUUCCCGCUUCGUGGUUCAUGCCAACGGGUGUUUCCUCGUCUGGUCCCUCCACGCUGCCUGCUCUGGCUGGCGCACUGCCCGGGCACGAUGGGGCACCCACGGGGCUGCUCCUCAGCUGCCCCCGAGGGAGCACUCGUGAGCCCAGGCAGGGGUGGCUGGACCCUGUCGGCGGUGGGCGGGCAGGUGCCCGGAUAGAGUGGCUUCCAUUCAGCCAAAGACAGCUGCCAUUUGCCAAGGAGCAAGUGAGGGUUGUGACAGUGGCGUUUCCUCGGACGCCUGACUCCCCGAUCUUGAGUAGCCGCCAGGCUUAGCCCGAAAUGAUCCCAAGCCGGCCUCCACCUCCAUCCCGGUAAGAACCCCACCUGCGGGCACCUCAUGGAACGGCUCGAGCUGGGCCUCCAGACCAAGCAGAGCUCCCCGUCUUGGCAAAGGGCCCUUUGUUCUUUCUAAUGAGAGAGCUGCCGGGUUAGCAGAUGUUCACCUACAAAGUGUUGAUGGUGCAGGGACGCAGGAAGGGGUAAAAACCUCUGGGCCCCCUGGAGCUUCCAUUCUACCGAGGAGGUAGAGGUUGGAGCUUCAUCUGAAGUGGGUGCUGGUAUUUUUCACUCAAGACAGCCCUUUGUUUUUUGUUUUUAUUUUUUUAAUUUUUUUUUUGCGGUACGCGGGCCUCUCACUGCUGUGGCCUCUCCCGUUGCGGAGCACAGGCUCCGGACGCGCAGGCUCAGCACCCAUGGCUCACGGGCCCAGCCGCUCCGUGGCAUGUGGGAUCUUCCCGGACCGGGGCACGAAACUGUGUCCCCUGCAUCGGCAGGCGGACCCUCAACCACUGCGCCACCAGGGAAGCCCCAAGACAGCCAUUUGAGCCAGUGAUUUAACACCCUCCCAAAGCCCUUCCUGGCAGAGGUCACCAGGUUUAGUGACCUCUUGCCCGCGCCCUUCCACGUGCCCCCAGAGGGCCGGUGGCUGUGCGGCUCCAUUUCCUCGCCGUCACCUGGCUGACAGCGAGGGGUGGGCACCUUGACCCCGGGCCCUUCAGGCUGCUCUCUGAUUCGGGUGGGCCUAGGAGCAGCCACAGCCCCGUGGGGCUCUCUGUAGAGCUCCGGAAAAUGUGGAGCCUUAGAAGCUAGAAACAAGGGGACCAAUGUAGAGUUAUUACACGCAGGUGAUAUAAAAACCCCAAGCUUGGAAAACCCAGCUCCCUACUGAGCUGAUGCCAAGAGGUGAUCAGCCCCUCCCGAGUUCUCCUUUCACGAGAAUAACCAGCACUUGUGUACUUGCCGUGUGCCGGCCUCUCUCAGGUAACCCGUGUGACAGUCUUCUAAGUGUGUACUUUUCCCUCGUUGUAAAUGAGGAGACUGAGGCUCUGGAGGCAAAGGAAUUCUCCAGGGGAAUCAAGUCCAGGCAGCCAUUAAAAACAUUCCAUUAGCUCAAAGCAGCGGUUCUUAACACUUGCGUGUGCCUCAGGAUCCCCUGCAGAACAUGUUAAGAUGGAUUGCUGGGCCUCCACCCCUCCCCCCUGCCCACAGUUUCUGAGUUGGUAGGUCUAGGGUGGAGCCUGAGAAUGUGGAUUUUAGCAAAUUCCCAGCUGCUGCUGCUCACGAGACCACACUUUUGAGAAUCACGGCCUUAGAACCUCUCCUGUAAAUUGGGAAACACAUGUUUUCAUUCCCUUUUAUUGGACCACAGAAGUGUAAUUUGAGAUCUAUUACUCAUUCACUCAGGCACAUAAAUCCUUUAUCAGUAUUCAGGUAUUUGUCAAAGCCGAGGGGACCCAGACGCCAACCCGCUGUCUCAUUGCCUGGGCAGGUCUGAGGCCGUCCAGGCAGGUGUCUCCCCCGGGGGUGCGGCUUGGAAGAGGCCCAGACCAGCCUCAGCCCCCAGUGCAUUUGCUGGGGACAGUGCACGUAUCCUCCCUUCAGGGCUGAGUCCGGGCUGGUGGGUCACACCAGGGUCCCGGUGGAAGCUUCUGCACAAAUCCUGCCUGGUCCACUUCCUUCCAACUUGUCCCCCAGGUCCUCGAUGCCACCUGCCCCUGAGGCCCUGACCAGGCCUCUCCUGCCCCCUCUCCAUUGCUGCCUCUUUUCAGGUCCCUCCCGCAGGGCUCGGGUGCCUUGUUCCCCUUCCUCUGUCUUCUCCCUUCAGCACACGCUUCCUGGGGGCCAGCUGUGGGCGUGUCCCCAGAGCAGACACUGCCCACCCUCCUUGCUGCCUAGGAAACAAACCCUGAUGCAUUGCUGGGGUGAGUGACCUGCUGGGGGCAGCCUAGGUGGACCCGAGGUUCGUGGACUCCUGAUUGCAGUCUUGCCCUGGAACAUGCCCACUGUUUGUUCCCUCAAGACUGUACCCUCCCCUCCCCUCCCCUCCCCCAAAUGGACCAGGACUCCACAUCAGCAUCGCCCAUGACUGCCCACUGCUGGCCCAGCCCUGCCAUGUCUGCACUCCACAUCCUCCGUUACUGCCUGAGGAGGCUGUCCUCUUAUCUUCUUACCCAGCUCGGGUCCACUCACCUGCGCACAGCAUGGCCAAGCCACUGACACAGGGUGAAGGAAAGUGCAGCAUUUAUUGUAGAACCCCAAGCAAAGAACUGGCAGCUCUUGCUCUAAAGACACAGGGCUUUCAGGGAAGGGUUUUAAAGACAGGGUGAGGGAAAAGGUCAAGGGGUGUGUGAUAAGCUUGUGCACAAUUCUCUGAUUGGCUGGAGGUGUGGUAACAGGGUGGUGGCUCAAGAAUCCCAGUCAUCAGCCUUCUGGUUCCAACCUGUCUGGGGUCUGCGUGCUGGUGGUCAGCAGGCAGCUAACUUCUUCCACCUGGUGGGGGUUUCAGUAUCUGCAAAACGGCUCAAGGAUAUGGCUCAGGAUGUUAUCUAUAGCCCUUGAGGAACUAAAGGUCUUUUGGCUUUGUUCUAUGGCUAAACUAUUCUUAUUUUGUUCUGUUUGACUGUUUCCCUUUGGUUUUGCAUUUUCUCACUUCUCUGAUUAAAUCUGCUCUUUGGACCUCGGGGAAGGCCUAGGAGGCUAAAGCUUUUCAUCAGACAAGAGGUGGGGGACACGGGGUGGGUGGGUCGUCCCGGGAAGCCCCUGCGGGGUCCUGCCCCGGCCCACUCUGGCUCUUUCUUCGGAGCUUUCAUCCCUUUCUCACCCCUACCCCAGCAAACUGCACUGUCCAUGAUGGCGACCCCGCCUGGGGCUCUCCAGUCACACCCAUGGCCAGACUGUCAUCUCCUGCAACUGCUCUACCUCUGGUUUCCCCUCACAUUUCAGCCCCUGGCAACCUCCAGCCAUGCAAGUUUUGCAGGGUUACAGAUGCCUCCUAUUGGAAUGGGUUGAAAGAGGAGUGAGAAGAAGCUUGCGAGUGAUCCCAGGGGUUUUCCCCUCACUGUUACUAGAGUUGGGCUUUGUAAACCAGCGUCAGAGAGCAAGUUCAAAAGCAAUAAGUGAGUAGUUUUGUUAUAAGGAUGACAAGCGGGGGCUGGGGAGGUCCGUGCUGAUGUGGGACUUGGGUUAGUCUUCCCAGUACCAGUGUGGGACACGUGUCUCAUGCGUCGUAAACAACUUAGAUACAAGCAGAAACACUUGGAGAAACCGUAGCUCUAUCGUGAUGAAGACUUUGGUGUCCCAGAUGCACAUAUAGUGUGAAUAACAUUGUUACUUGAAAUGUGAGAUGGGGAAAAAAAGCAAUAUUUUGUACUGAUGUAUUCUUGUAUAUAAUGUUAUUUUAAAUAUGCAUGUGUAACUAAAUAAAUUAGAUAUUAUAACUAGA
Messenger RNA from Globicephala melas (long-finned pilot whale), 9501 nucleotides. It is a transcript of the gene AKAP10, whose product is annotated as A-kinase anchoring protein 10. Gene Ontology annotation, molecular function: protein kinase A binding. NCBI's taxonomy places the organism in Eukaryota, Metazoa, Chordata, Mammalia, Artiodactyla, Delphinidae. Gene Ontology annotation, cellular component: mitochondrion; plasma membrane. The record is from RefSeq and is a predicted model, not a curated record. Gene Ontology annotation, biological process: intracellular protein localization.